Alnus glutinosa is the source of this 810-nucleotide messenger RNA. Its product is annotated as putative protein phosphatase 2C-like protein 44. NCBI's taxonomy places the organism in Eukaryota, Viridiplantae, Streptophyta, Magnoliopsida, Fagales, Betulaceae. Gene Ontology annotation, biological process: protein dephosphorylation. Gene Ontology annotation, cellular component: nucleus; cytosol. The record is from RefSeq and is a predicted model, not a curated record. Gene Ontology annotation, molecular function: protein serine/threonine phosphatase activity. The transcript is spliced from 5 exons. The coding region runs from base 1 to 810 and encodes 269 amino acids.
AUGAGACUGAAGGAUCUUCAUCUCAAGCUCAAGGGAUUGAGGCAAAAAAGCUUUCUGAUAGGAGAUGGCGGGAGCAAGAAAAGAAAGCAGAAGAUUUCAAUGCCUCCAUGGAUUGCAUUAUUACAUGGAUAUCGUGUGGUCGAGGAUCAAUCAUUUAUAAGUGGUUCAGAUGAGGCUGAGCCUGAGGCUGACUCAGUUGUGGCACACAGAGAGAGAACUGAAGAGCUUGAGUUGUGGUUUUUUGGAGUUUCCAACGCUCAAGUUGGAGACAGAGUUACCGAGUACAUGCAAUCCCAUUUAUUUGACAGGAACCCCAAAGAGUCACAGAUAAGGAGAAAGAGCGAAGAGACAAUGAGAAAGGCAUACCUUGGUGCAAGAGCAGAGAUCAGAGAGACACACAAAGCAGAUGAGACAUGGAGAGCGGGUUCAGUAUCUGUGUUGGUCACUAACACGGGAGAGCUUGUGACGGCUUCCAUGGGAAACUAUAGAGCUGUUGUCUGCAGAGCUGCCGUGGCUCAUGAGAUAGGCAGCAGGGACCAGCAAUCGGCCAAAAGAUACUGGUCUCGCAGACUCAUUUCAGGCAAUAAGCAAUCCAAAGGACUUCUUGUUGGUGCUGAAAGAAUUGAUGCGCCUACUGAAUUUAUCAUCUUAGCAAGCACUGGCAUAUGGGAGGUUAUGAAUGACCAAGAGGCUGUGCGUCUCAUCCGGUACAUAGAUGAUCCACAAAAAGCUGCUGAGUACUUGGCAUACGAGGCUUUGAAUAGAAGGAGCAAAAGCAGGAUUUCUUGUUUGAUCAUUCGCUUUCACUAA